AUGCAUCUUCUCCCUCUCGUUCUCCUGCCCCUGACAGCCCAGGCGAUCAACAUCGUCUCAUCCAACGAUGAUGGAUGGGCCGAGAUUAAUAUCCGCCAGUUCUACAAAGCCCUAACCGCAGCUGGGCAUUCCGUCGUGGUCUCUGCACCAGCCGAGAACCAGAGUGGAACAGGCUCCUCUGACAAAACACCCACCACCCUGACGGAACCUUGCGAGUUCAACAGCUGUCCCUCUGGCAGUCCCGCCACAGGCUACAAUGCCUCUGACCCCCGGCUCAACUACGUCAAUUCCUACCCCGUCACGUCAAUGAAAUACGGCAUCAACACCACGGCGCCUCCGUUCUUCAACGGCGCCGCCCCAGCCCUAGCCGUCUCCGGCCCCAACGUCGGCGCGAACCUCGGCCUGUCCGUGUACUUCUCCGGCACAGUCGGCGCAGCACACUACGCCUCCGAGGCUGGGAUCCCCGCGAUCGCGUUCUCGGGGAGUUCCGGCUCGCAGACGGCGUGGAAUGCUGCCGUGCCGGCGUACAGCCAGGUGUAUGCGCAGCUGGCCACGAAAGUCACCAAUCAGAUCGUCGCCUCGGGGACGCCAUACCUGCCCGACCAGGUCUGGCUGAACGUCAACUUCCCCGAGGUGAGCGAUGAGUGUGCUAGUGCGGACGACUUCAAGUUUGUGCUGUCGCGGAUCUUCACGGCGGUGCCGUUGGUUUCGGGGGAUGAUGUCGAGACGUGUGGGAGCUCGCGGCUGCCGACUGAGACGACGGUCGUGGAUACGGACGGAUGCUAUGUGAGUAUCUCUGUGGGUUGGAGCGAUAAGACCGAUGCGGAUGCCGAUGUGCAGGCGGUUGUGCUGGAUAAGCUGGGUGAUUUGUUGUGGACCAUACCUUUGUCGGUUGUCCCAGGCGCCGGCCCAACCGCCAAGGAAGUUGAUGUCCAGGCCGCCAUUAACGCGAAGUUUAAGCCCAGUGGAGACAGCAGCAUUCCCGCCUAUGAGAUCCGAGAGAAAGUACAAACCCAGACAGGAAGGAGCAUGGGUACUUUCAUCAUCAGCUUCGCGACACCCGUCAAAGGAUUGGGAAAGACCCUGGGAGUUGGCCAAUCAAAGAAGGUGGAACGUCCUCUAUCAAAGGAGGGGGGGGGCAUUGUGCGCUUUGUCGAGCUAAGGGGCAUAAGUCUCAUUGUGUCCACAGAAGAGACACUGGAGCAGUUUCGGCAGCACCAGAAGGUCUUCGAUAACAUCGCCUACCAAAGAGACGACCAUGAGCAGGCAUGCAAGCAACUCAACAUUAAGAACCCACAGAAUCCAAGGAUGCGGUCCAUGAAUAGAAUGAUCAAGCUCAACUGGACAACGGGAACAACAAGGACACCCCCCCUCGUGGCUCCCGGAAAACACUCUUUAACGCACCUCACACUGACGCUAUGGGAAGGCCGCUGA
This is a messenger RNA of Aspergillus thermomutatus, 1434 nucleotides long. RefSeq names its product 5'/3'-nucleotidase SurE. Lineage: Eukaryota; Fungi; Ascomycota; Eurotiomycetes; Eurotiales; Aspergillaceae. Gene Ontology annotation, molecular function: nucleotidase activity. The coding region runs from base 1 to 1434 and encodes 477 amino acids. The transcript is spliced from 4 exons. The record is from RefSeq and is a predicted model, not a curated record.